Messenger RNA from Mobula hypostoma (lesser devil ray), 114 nucleotides. RefSeq lists its product as uncharacterized. The annotation marks the transcript as partial. The record is from RefSeq and is a predicted model, not a curated record. The transcript is spliced from 2 exons. Lineage: Eukaryota; Metazoa; Chordata; Chondrichthyes; Myliobatiformes; Myliobatidae.
CCCCCCGCCUUCUCUCCUCCCUCUCUCCCGUCUCCCCCCCCCCCCGUUUCUCCCCCCUCUCCUCCCCAUCUCUCUCCCUCUCCCAUCCCUCCCCCCCUCCCGUCUCUCUCCUCC